Messenger RNA from Pelodiscus sinensis (Chinese soft-shelled turtle), 5135 nucleotides. The record is from RefSeq and is a predicted model, not a curated record. NCBI's taxonomy places the organism in Eukaryota, Metazoa, Chordata, Testudines, Trionychidae.
CUGCUUUUUUUCAGAGGGUGGAUGUACCACGCUUUCUUAAAAUCGGACCUCUUUAAGGGGCAUCAUGUGGCACACCUGAAAUCAUGAUUUCCUUGCUGGAUAUUUCUUCAGUCAUGCUCUUCUGAUGUUAGGAGACUAUCCUUUGGAGUUAUAAUGGCUUUUAAAUGGGAACAUGAAGAAAACCAGCCUUGUAAGAGAAUCUGUAUGUGAGAAGUGAUACAAAUUACUAUAAAUAAUCAUGACAACUUCUCAUAUGAAUGGACAUGUUACAGAAGACUCUGACAAUGAAACAAAAAAUAUGGAUCUGGCAUCACCUGAGGAACCUCAGAAGCACAGAGAAAUGGCAGUUGAUUGCCCUGGGGAUUUGGGCUCCAGGAUGAUGCCAGUACGACGAAGCACUCAACUUGAGCGGAUUCGCCAGCAGCAGGAGGACAUGAGGCGUAGACGAGAAGAAGAAGGAAAGAAACAAGAACUCGACCUCACUGCUUCAAUGAGGCUUAAGAAACUAGCACAGAUUCCUCCUAAAACUGGAAUAGAUAAUCCCAUGUUUGACACAGAAGAGGGAGUCAUUCUGGAGAGUCCUCAUUAUGCUGUGAAAAUACUAGAAGUGGAAGAGCUGUUAGCUUCUCUUAAGCAUAUCCAACAUACUUUGGUAGACCCUCAGAGCCAAGAAGAUAUCGCACUCAUUUUGCAGCUUGUCCAAAAUACUGAUUUUCAGAAUGCAUUUAAGAUACACAAUGCUGUCACAGUGCACAUGAACAAAGCCAGCCCUCCAUAUCCUCUUAUCUCCAAUGCACAAGAGCUAGCACAAGAGGUACAGUGUGUUUUGAAACCCAGUCACCAGAAAGAUGGGCAGGAGCUUAGUGCAUUGCUGAAUGCCCCUCACAUUCAGGCACUUUUAUUAGCACAUGAUAAGGUUGCAGAGCAAGAAAUGCAGCCAGAGCCAGUGACAAAUGAAAAGGUCUAUGAAAACAUUGGCCUGUAUGGUGGGGAGACUGUGAAAAUAGUUCGCAUAGAAAAGGCUCGAGAUAUUCCAUUGGGUGCUACAGUACGCAAUGAAAUGGAUUCUGUCAUUAUUAGCCGAAUAGUGAAAGGAGGAGCUGCAGAGAAAAGUGGGUUAUUGCACGAAGGGGAUGAAGUGUUGGAGAUUAAUGGCAUUGAGAUUCGUGGAAAAGAUGUAAAUGAAGUUUUUGACUUGCUGGCUGACAUGCAUGGCACUCUGACAUUUGUGCUGAUACCCAGUCAACAGAGCAAGCCACCUCCUGCCAAAGAGACAGUUAUACACGUGAAAGCACAUUUUGACUAUGAUCCUUCUGAUGAUCCUUAUGUACCUUGCCGAGAGUUAGGUCUGUCUUUUCAAAAAGGAGAUAUACUCCAUGUGAUCAGCCAAGAAGAUCCAAACUGGUGGCAGGCCUACCGAGAUGGAGAUGAAGACAAUCAGCCUUUGGCAGGCCUUAUCCCAGGAAAGAGCUUUCAACAGCAAAGAGAAGCAAUGAAGCAAACCAUAGAAGAAGACAAGGAGCCAGAGAAAUCAGGAAAACUCUGGUGUGCAAAGAAAAAUAAAAAGAAACGGAAAAAAGUUUUGUACAAUGCUAAUAAAAAUGAUGACUAUGAUAAUGAAGAAAUUUUAACAUAUGAAGAAAUGUCACUGUAUCACCAGCCAGCAAAUAGGAAAAGGCCUAUUGUCCUUAUUGGCCCACAGAACUGUGGCCAGAAUGAAUUACGUCAGAGACUAAUGAAUAAUGAAGUAGAUCGCUUUGCAGCUGCAGUUCCUCAUACCACUAGGAGUAGGCGAGAGAAUGAAAUAGCUGGCAGAGAUUACCAUUUCAUCUCACGACAGGCGUUUGAGACUGACAUAGCUGCAGGGAAAUUUAUUGAGCAUGGCGAGUUUGAGAAGAAUCUGUAUGGUACCAGCAUAGACUCUGUGCGGCAAGUAAUCAACUCUGGCAAGAUAUGCCUUUUAAAUCUUCAUACACAGUCAUUGAAGACCCUACGCAAUUCAGACUUGAAGCCAUAUAUUAUCUUCAUUGCACCACCUUCACAAGAGCGAUUACGUGCUUUAUUAGCCAAAGAGGGUAAAAAUCCCAAGCCAGAAGAACUAAGAGAAAUCAUAGAGAAGACCAGAGAGAUGGAACAGAACAAUGGCCACUACUUUGAUACAGCAAUUGUGAAUUCUGAUCUUGAUAAGGCAUAUCAGGAGCUACUUCGUUUAAUAAACAAACUUGACACGGAACCUCAGUGGGUGCCAUCCACCUGGUUACGAUGAAAAAGAACAAUUCUAAGGGACAAGCAGACUUUUAUCCAGCGGUCUAUCAAAGGGAGAUAGCACAUGAAUCAAUACAGCUUAAAUGAUAAGAUAUAAUGUGAGUGCUAGACUUGUGGAUGCACCCCCUUGAUAGUUGGUGUAUUAGUGAAGAAAAUCCAUUAGGCAAUUCACGAACAGAAUGAUGUGCUGUUUAAAGGUUUUCUUCUCAUCUUUGGACUAGAAAUGGAAACUCUUAGCAAGCCAGUACAAUUUUUAACAAUUUAAAUAGCCUUUCUAGCAGCUGUUCUACACCAAUAUGACUUUUCUAUCUAAAAUCACCUUUCUUUAAAAGCUAAGAUUUCAAAUGUGUGUAUAUACAGUCAGUGUUGUCACAUAGUUAGCAAUAUUAUUUAACACUUAAUGAUCUUUUGGGACAUGACAGUAGUUUGUGAAUAUGCCUUUUACAAAAACAUGGGAGAGAAAUUAUGAGAGAAUCUCCUCUUUUACAAUACAUAGAAUCAAGUUGCUGCUUUGGUCUGGAGCUGCCUGGUUAGGCUUGACUUUCUUUUUUAAUUAUUUACAUUCCACUUUCUGAGCGCACUGUAAUUUGGGAAAUGUGUAUAAUGUAAAUAAUUCAACCGUUGUCUUUUUAGUCAAACUUUGUAAAUCAGAUUUGACUGCACAUUAACCUUAGGUCCAUGAAAGAGUAAUAUGUACUGAUGUUUUAGAUGUGAUAUUUUUAUGGAAUUUUGUUUUUCUUUAAAGCUUAUCAGUUGAUUUGGGAGCCAUUGCUUCCCACAGAUUUAUAGAGAUGUUUAGGAGGCAGAAGUUAUAUUUUUAUUAAAAAAAAAAAUCUUUUAAAACAUACUGAUAUAAAAAAAUCUUAGUAAUGUAAACAGUUAUGUUUAUAACAAAAGGAUACUGACUAAAUGGGCAGUUGGAGUGCGUGUUUUUAUUUUUAUAUUUGGCCAUAGUAUGUCUUAUGGAUGGCCAUACAGAUAAUUAACUGGAAUUAAAACCACUGAAUGUAGCUACUGUAAGUACACCAGUUGUGAAUUUAGCACAGAUUAUUGUGCUGCAUUUGCUCAAUUCUGCAGUAAAAGUGGCUUAAAAAAUACUGGUAACUGACAUACAAAAGAGAACUGUUAAGAAAAGAUCCUGAGAAAUGGAAGCAUAUCUAUAGCUAUCCUGUCCUGCUAAGUUCAGCAUGUCCCUAAAGACUAGCCUAAGCUGUGAAAGUUCUGCAGCUGUCAAAUCCACAGCAGGGCUAUUCUAAGCAUUGAAAGUAAAUGUUAUCUUUUAGCUUUUUAUUUGUUACGGGGAUAGCAUGAACAACCUUAAAUGUGAAUGUUGAGUCUUCUUAUUUAGCCAGUGUUUUGUUGUUCCCUCAGUUAAACACUGGAAGUAUGUCAAUGUGUAGCUGAAUUAAAUAUAUAACAGUAAGAAAGGAAAAGUUAGUCUUCACUAUUUGUGUAUAUAUUUUCUGCACAGAUUUUUAAUAGAACAAAUGCAAGUAAAAUUGUUUGCCUUUGUGUCCACAGUUUAUUAGCUCUAGGCUAUGCAGAGAAUGAGUACAGGAUGAAAGUUAUUUAAAAUCACUUUUUACAUUAACAUUCCUAUAUUGCAGUGUGACAAGUAGCACAAUCUCUGCAGCUAAUCUAGAAGAGCCCCAGUAAAUUGAAAUGGAGAGAAGUCAUAUGUUGUGUAAUAGAUUUUAGAAUCAAGGUACAUAUUUUCUUAGUGAACAUGCUAUGUCUUAAAAAUCAGGAGGGCCAUUCACUAACAUGUCUCCAAGGCAGGUGUUGAAAGCCUUAAAUGACACAAACUGCAUAUCAUGUUUAGGCUAAUAGCUAGCAUGUUUUAAAUUAGCUCUGAGUCAAGGUGCCCUGCAUUGUAUUAAUGAUAGGUACUUUUUAACAUUUUAGAUUGGUGUGAGAGAGCUACAUAAUUCAGGUGCUAGGGUGGCUACUGUAUUAUCCAUCAAUUCUUUAAUGUUUGCGCAUCUCAAGUUAUAAAUUAACUUUUCACUUUAACAACUCUUUUUUUGGUUUGUUGAGAGAGUGCAAUCUUUAGAGAGGCAUCUUUAAAGGUCACAAAGUAAUUUUUCAAAAUUUCACUCAGUAUUACUGAACCCUGACAAAUUAUGUUGUUGUUAAAUAAUGUUAAUGUUGGGUGAAUGCUGGUAAAUCUCACCAUUGUGUGUCUUCCUCUGAAUUUUCUAAGAUGGCUGGACUUUAAAUAGGCUUUAGUAUCCAGUAGUUUUAUAGUGGGAGUGUGAGAUGUGCAGCUUGUAUCCUUUGUUUUUUAAGUAAGAGCAUCUGUUGGAUUUCACAGUGCACCAUUUAUGUAAGUAAGAUGGUAAAUGAAGCUCAUAGGAAGUCAGUAUUUGCUCUGUAAUGUUGACAUGCUAGAGCAGUAUUGAGAACAGCAGUUCAGAGAGCUAAGUCCUGAGUCAGAUGGGUGUCUAUCACCAGUUUGAUCUAGUAUUGCCUGACCAUGGAGUAGUAGGAAAGCAUUUUCUACUAUUUUGUUAGGAAGGAAGGGUCUCUGCUCAGACUUGACUGCUGGAAGAAAACACUAGGCCUUGUCACCUAUUUAAGAGCAAGUUAAAAGGGGAAGGUAGCUAUACUUUUACCAAUCCAGAUUUACUGAAAAAUUGGUUUCACUAUCUGAAUUAAACAAAACUAUUGAGGAUUAUGAAUGUAAUUUUAUGUAGCUUUGUGUAAUGUAAGAUGGGGCUCACCACAGGUUAUAGUUAAUGUUCUGAGUUGUCAAAUCCCCAACUUGUACUUCUGUAUCAUGUAUCUGCACUCUAUUUUGAGACCUCAUGAAUGGCACACUAUGUAAAAAAUGUAAAAUACUACUAGACAAAAUAAAUCACUACACUUUU